CUUCUUUUAAAGGGGAAGUAUGUGACCUACUUUCUGUUCCCAACCCCUACUGCCUUUAAUACACACCUUACUGCCUAAAACAAAGCUAGGGAGAACCCGUAUGCCUUGGCAAGGAUACCGUUUGAAAGGCCAACGGCCAGAGCAACUUCAGAAACCAUAGCCUGUCAACGAAUUCUGACCAGCCAUUUUCAAGGGUGUGAUUGAGUCUCUCUUUACAAUCCAGAAUUUCACAAACCGGAACAGUCCAUUUUUCGGUCUAGAUGUCCGUCUCGCCAGUAACAGUGACCCACACCACCAUCAAGACCUCGGCGUCGCCAGGCCUGGAGUCUUUGACUAUUGUGGGGUCCCCUCGGAUACUGAUCCGACCCCUGGGUCUUCUCCGUCUGCUUGAGCUGUCAUCUACCUGCUUGGCUUUCUCCCUAGUGGCCCAUGGAGGUGCGUGGAUUGGCUCCACCGGCAACUGGUGCAUGUUCUCCUGGUGUUUCUGCUUCUCCAUGACCCUGAUGAUCCUGAGCCUGGAGUUGGGUGGAUUCCAGAGAUGCUGCCCCCUGACGUGGCUGAAUUUCCCAAACAUCUGCGCCAGCUAUGCUUUCUUCUUCUGCCUGUCGUCUUCCAUCAUCUACCCUCUCACGUAUAUGCAGUUUUUAGAUGAUGGAUAUGUCAGGGAACGCGCUGUGAGUGCCACAAUCUUCUCCUGCAUCUCCUGUGUGGCUUACGCAACGGAAGUGACCUGGACUCGGGCAAGGCCUGGUCAGACAACUGUUUACAUGGCCACUGUGUCCGGGAGGCUGAAGGUCUUUGAGUCUUUCGUAGCCUGUGUCAUCUUUCUCUUAAUCAGCAACCCAAGCCUGUACAACAACAAGCCUGCUCUGGAGUGGUGCGUGGCCGUGUAUGCCAUAUGCUUCAUCCUAACCGUGGUGAUCAUCAUAGUGAAAGUGGGGAAUUACACCAACAUUGUGCCCUUCAACUUCGCCUCCUUCUUGACAAGUAUGGCCUUCCUGUCCGUCCUCUUCUACACUACAGCCGUUGUGCUCUGGCCCCUCUUCCAGUUCAAUAAGGUGUUCCAGGGCCAGCCCCACAGAACAAUGGAUGUAACCUGUCAGUACAAGGCUCCCCACUCUGUGUGUGCCUGGGAUCGCCGACUGGCCGUGGCAGUCAUGACUGGGGUCAACCUCCUGGCUUAUAUGGUUGAUUUUAAAUACUCUAUCUAGCUGGUGUUUGUCAAGGUCUAAGAUUCACAAGGGGACACCUUGACAUUCCCGUGCUGCAACAUCUUUGUUGUUGUCCUGUAUUCUCCUUCCUGUUUCCUUUUUCUCCUUCUGGUUUAUUUUCCUUUCCUUUCCUUUUUCUGGUUUGUUUCUCUAUCCCUUUCUCCUUUGUUUCUGAGCUGUCUCCAUAGCCCUUUGUUUCUUUGUCCCGUCUACAUUUAUCUAUUAGUUUUGUCGUCUCUUGUUUUCCAGCCACCUCUUUCUCUUUCCUGGGAGAACCCUCAGAUUUCUUCCUGUGUCUAUCCACAAUUCCACGACUAAAGAUUCUGACUAUACAUAUCCCAGACUCAUUUGCAAGUCGUUAUGCCUGGGGCCUGAGGGGCCUCUUGCCAAACUAUGAAGAAAUGUUGUUUUAACUUUUCAGGUUUCUUCUUUAAGCACUGUUAUUCUUACCUUAUAUGUAUCGUGUUCCCUCGGUUAUAACUUAAUUCAUAUUUCUAACUCAAACAUUAUCACAUGUUGGUCUCUGUCUCUCUUUCCAGAAUUCCCCUUUGCUUGAUUAAUUACUAUUGUAUGGGUUUGAUUUCAGAUUUAAUAUCCCAAAGCUCAUAUGCAAUACCAAAGCAUAUUUUAUUACAUAGGCUCAACUGGA
Messenger RNA from Microtus ochrogaster (prairie vole), 1860 nucleotides. RefSeq names its product myeloid-associated differentiation marker-like. NCBI's taxonomy places the organism in Eukaryota, Metazoa, Chordata, Mammalia, Rodentia, Cricetidae. The record is from RefSeq and is a predicted model, not a curated record. Gene Ontology annotation, cellular component: plasma membrane; cell-cell junction.